Molecule: messenger RNA, 2438 nt
Organism: Bombina bombina (fire-bellied toad)
Lineage: Eukaryota; Metazoa; Chordata; Amphibia; Anura; Bombinatoridae
Product: KIAA1191 ortholog
Cellular component (GO): cytoplasm
Source: RefSeq, a predicted model, not a curated record
UAGUGAGAGAAGAAAAAUUUGGAAGUAAAUUAUAAAGUUGCUUAAAAUUUCAUGCUAUAUCUGACUCAUAAGAGAAAAAAAUUUGUUUAGUAUCCCUUUAACAAAUAGCAAGUACCAUAAAAUAUUGAAUCUUUCAAGGACUUUCUAGAAUAAGAAAAGCAGGAAGGUUUACAUAAAGCUGUCUGUAAUGGAAUAUUGUAGUGAGUGGUGGGCUCUCUGUCCUCAGCCAUUGAGCACGGUUUCAGGUGGGCUAUUGGGAAAGAUGUCCCUGCCAUUUGGAAUGAACCGUCGAGCUUUCAGCUAUGACGAUGCCCUGGAAGAUACAGCACCAAUGACUACGCCCCCCAUCAGACAUGUGGCAGUAACAUCUCUGUGGCGAAAACCUGUCACGGAACGUAAAUACAAAAUGCUGUCUAAGGUUGAGGAAGGGGAUAAUAACCAACCUGCUAUGCCCCCCUCUGCCACUGAGAAGGCACCUGUUGUGAAAACCAAAGCCACCUCUAUCAUCAUGAAUUCUCUCAUGACAAAACAUACACAGGAGAGCAUUCAACGUUUCGAACAGCAGGCUGGCCUCAGGGAUGCUGGCUAUACACCACACAAGGGCCUCACUGCUGAGGAGACCAAAUACCACCGCGUGGCAGAAGCACUCCAUAAACUUACGAUGCAAACAGGAGAAUCAAGUGAAGAUAAGCAAAGCUCAUCUGCCCAGUCAACUCCGUGCAGCACACCAGGUUCCUCUCCCAAGCAGAUGCGCAGAUCAUGGUUCAGUCAAGGCUCCACUAGUUCCCUUCCAACUGGUGAUUUCAGCAGUUCAGAAACAAGCUUGGAAAAGUGGAGUAUGUUUGGUCCUCGUACUGUUCAAAAAUCCACUACUGAUCCAGGUGGUUUCAGCAUACAGCCUUAUAAAGGAGCACAAAAGCCUACUCCUAUGGAACUGAUGAAAUCACAGGUUACAAGAGCUGCAGAUGACCACAAAGCAUUGAAGCCUCCUACAAUGGACAUGUCUUCACUGAUGACAGAAAAUAAGAAAAGCUCACAGAGUCACAACUUAAAGCCUCGUGACAUGAAUAUCCUUACACCAACUGGUUUCUAACAAAAACAUAUUGCUCCUAUUUGAAAGAAGCUCAACACUAGUAAUCUUCAGUGUUUCAGCUCUGGCAACAAAGCAAUAGUAGACAUUUGGUUGAUAUGGCAAACUGUUUUACAAACUUUAUGCUAUUGAACAGCCCUUACAAACCGCAACCAAAAUACUGUUUUUGUGUUGAAGCAGAGGUCUGUUAUUCCUGAAAAAAUAAAAAUGGCUUGUCCACCUGAACUCUACAGCUUGAUGGUGGUGUUGGGCUUUAUUCUUAGGUUACAAAAGUUUCUGCUAGUUUUUAACUGUUGGAUCCUCUCAAACUAAAGCACUCCAGCUCUGUAACUAUGCACAUUGUGAUCUGGUGUCUUACAAACUUUAGUCAUUCAUCGUAGAUAAUGCUGGCUAUCAAAUUUAGUACUAAACAAACCACCCUAAGAGUGUGAAAUUUGAUUUAGAUCUUGUAAGGCUGUUUUGCUUUUUUUCUUCUCCUCAUCCACCACUAUGUAACACCGGUUAUUUUGUAAUAUUAAAUUAUUUAGGUUUACGGUUACAAAUAUUUCCAAAUUUGUGGGAUUUCCUGAGUAACUACAGUUUUUUUUAUUUUAUCCUCUAAAAACAAGGGUUUUCUGAAAAUAAUUUUAAUUGUUUUUAUUGCACGGCGAGAGCAAGUCAUCUGUUGUGUAUGUAAAAAUAUAUAUAUUAUUUUUUGUUGUUGUAAUUGAAUCACAAACAAUCCUAUGUUCAUACCCACAAUGCUUUGUAGAGUGGAUCGAUUACAAUUUUACAAACCCUGGAUUAAGGAUUUUUAUCCUUCUCCACUAAAUCAUUUAUUUUAAUCUUUGUGUAAACUGCAAGUGACAGAUGCCUUAAAGGGACAUACACCUAAUUUUAUUUUAUGAUUCAGAGCAUACAGUUUUUUUUUAAACUACUUCACAAUUUACUUCUGUUAGCAAAAUGUCUUCAUUCUUUCUAUCCUUGGUUGAAAAGCAGGAAGGGAAAGCUCAGGCGCAUGUGCAGUUAUGUAUUAUACAUAGCAAGAGCACUCUAUGGCAGCACUUUUUCCAGCUGUGUAGUGCUCCAGCCGUGCACGCUAUCUAGAUAUCUACAAUAAAGAAUAGCAUAAGAACAAAGCAAAUUUGAUGAUAGAAGAAAUUGAAUUGUAUGCUUUUGUCUGCAUCAUGACUGAACAAUUUUGUUUCAUGCUAAUUAAGCAAGAGGGUUUAAAUUUGUUCUUGUUUUGCAGUCACUUAGAUGCUACAACUACUCAUUCCGUUUUCAGAAAAAUCAACCUGUUUGCACUAAUUUUGUAAUUUUUUUUUUUUAUGCGCCUACAUUUUAUGGUAAUAAACUUUAAAAACAA